Amoebophrya sp. A25 is the source of this 2408-nucleotide messenger RNA. The record is from the annotation of a GenBank genome assembly. NCBI's taxonomy places the organism in Eukaryota, Dinophyceae, Syndiniales, Amoebophryaceae.
GUUGGAGACAACACGUUUUCGCAGAUAAUCCGAAUAGACGGCUGACAGGGACACAGAGGUUGAACCUUCACGAGAAGUAUCGGAUUGUGGAAGCGUUUGGUACAACAUGUUGUUACCACUACUAACUAGUAAUUCGACGCGGUUUUUACCAGGAGCUUGAGCUAGUACUAAGUCUAGAAACUGCUGCCUUUGGCUUUGCUCAUCAAAAUCACAAACAACUUAAAACCUAGUAUUUAUCUUGUCACCUACAGCUCGCUCACGCGACGAACUGCAGACCAAUUUCUAUGUUCCACGCAUUCAGCAGAUGGUUGAAGAGAUCUAUGGCCUGCUCGUCACUCCCAUUUUGCUGCUCGUCUAUCUGCCAGCUGCCUCUAUCGACAUCUGCAAUUUCCUUCGGAAUACUCUGUAUGAAAGCGAAAACCUGGGAGAUUGGUGCAGUCUAGGCUGUUUCGAAUUGGACAAGACGGAUCCAAGACUAAGCAGAGACGGAAAAAUCGAGAAGAGUGCACUCAGCUUUGCUUUCAUGUACUCCUUCUAUCAUUGAAAGCAUCUAUCACAACUAUGUAUAUAAUUCCACGUUGACAUCUUCUUUACAACUGGAACUACCUAGUUGUACCUUUCGUUUUUUCAGCUGCAGCUAACUACAACUACAAGUACAACUUCGAACCUUUUCAAAAAGACAACGAUCCACUUCCAGAGGAACGCCGAACAUCAUCGAUCAGGUACCGCAACACACCAAGCCACGAUGAAACUCUUACUGGCGGGCUUGUUGGGGGCGGCGAUGACGGAGGUGAAAUCAUGGAAUUGACGGAGAUGAGUACAACAGCGUCAAAGAGGCCAAACAAGGCAAAGCAAGAUGCAAGAGUAGAAAGACAAGAAGAACCUGCAGAGGUCGCAUCGUCCUCUAGUCGAAGCAAGAAGACCACAGGAGCAGCAGGUGGUAAGUCGUCUCCUGGAGGACGAGGCGCCGACGAGAGCAGUGAUGACCAGGUCCCUACAACGGCAACUUCAACCACAAUGGGUGCAGGAGCAGUAGAGCCAACAUCUGUCACCACAGGGACAGCAGGAGCUGCGACUACUUCUUCUAGCCGUUCUUCUGCGCGUCGUGGCGACGUCUUGGACCUCGGAAUAAAGGCACAACAAGCCUGGGGCUACCCGAUGCAUGUUCUCCGCUUGUGUCACGAGGUGGAGCACAUCGCGAAGCAGAGGCUUGACGAUUACAACUACCUUCCCACAGCUUUGACAGAACUAGGAGAACGCUUCGUCAUGCGACAAUCGAAUGGACAGUAUCGGAUGCUUUCACCCGCUCAACCGCUGGACUUCGAUCGACCGAUCCAUUUCGACUCUGCGCACUACUUCUGGCUGGAAGUCUACUUGAGGGAAAGAGAAGAACGCAGAAGAUAUCAGCGGGAAGAAGACUUAUGAAUAUGAUAAAAACGGGUUGUAGUUCAACAAGGCGGAAAUGGAAAAAUAAAUUCCUGAUAACUUAUCUCAUAGAUGCUGACGGGAACAAGACGGGAAAAAUAAUUCGUGAUAACUCGUCUCAUAGAUGCAGCUGACAGUGGCACUGAGUCCUUGUAUUGACAAGAAUGAAGAGCUGCAGCCUUUGCUAUUGCUUUUCUCCCUGAUUACUUGACUAGAAUCCCCUUUUUCUCCCCUUUUUCUCCCCUUUUCUCUUUCAUACCACGAUGGGGGGUACUAUAGUCGCCCUCCUGGUGCCAUGUCUCUUGGUGGUGAAGACACAGCUGGAGGUGGGCCUCAUAUCGCAUCUAGUGGCUCAUACGAUCGCGAAGGUCGUGACAUCCGCACACAGUACACCUACAGAUACGCUUCUUCCGCGACAUACCAUCCGCCAGUGAUGCCAUUCGGUCGCAAUAGUGAACAGGUGAGUGGCGGAAAUGGUUCUUACUAUCGUUAUGGUCCGGGAGAACAAGAUGAAGGUGGGGAGAUGCAAGAUCAGGCCGGGCCAGGUGUGCAGAGAGGGCUUGCGCCGACGAACAUGCAGCAAGCAUGUAGUGUGAUGUAGUAGAAGGAGUCUCUGCUAGCCCUCUCAAGAUGGGGUUUUCUCGCUAGCGAUUUUUUGCGUUUUUUUCGACAAUCCGUGGUGUUAGCCACGACGAAGAUUUGACUUUUUCUGGAAGGCAGAUGAACGCUAGUUUUUAACUGGAGUUUUCGAUUUACUUACCAUUCUUCACAAAAUGUUUGAAUUUUUCGCACUGUAUCUGUUGGGAAACCUUCAUCCAAGCAAAACUCCAUAUCAAGACUCUUUUGCGAUCAUUGCGCUUGGACUUACUUACGCAUUUUUAGGUGAAAUGGGACUUGACAGAGAGUGUAAAAGAGGUGUAGGUUAUCGAUGUAAGUAGCCGCAGACGAGGACGUGUAGGUGUAGUGAAGUCGAUAGCGAUUUU